This is a messenger RNA of Frankliniella occidentalis (western flower thrips), 1406 nucleotides long. It is a transcript of the gene RfC3, whose product is annotated as replication factor C subunit 5. Gene Ontology annotation, cellular component: DNA replication factor C complex; nucleus. The record is from RefSeq and is a predicted model, not a curated record. Gene Ontology annotation, molecular function: ATP hydrolysis activity; ATP binding; DNA clamp loader activity. The transcript has 6 exons. Gene Ontology annotation, biological process: DNA-templated DNA replication; DNA repair. Lineage: Eukaryota; Metazoa; Arthropoda; Insecta; Thysanoptera; Thripidae. The coding region runs from base 150 to 1172 and encodes 340 amino acids.
UUGGUACUAGCUUCGUUUUUGGCGCUCCUUGUGUCGGUCACAACAAACAAGAAACACUACAAAGAGUUGUGCUCAGUUUUAAACCCCUGGUGAUUUUAGAAAGGUUGUACUUCAAAAAUAAGUCAGGUCUUAAGUAUCUUAUUCGUCUAAUGCCUUCAUCUACACCCGCCAUGUCUAUAGACAAGGACUCUAAAAACAAACCCGGAAAUCUGCCUUGGGUAGAGAAGUAUCGUCCUAACAAGCUGGAUGACUUAAUAUCUCACGAUGACAUCAUAAAAACUAUUAACAAAUUUAUUAAGGAAGAUCAACUACCACAUCUUCUAUUUUAUGGACCACCAGGAACAGGAAAAACAUCAACGAUACUUGCAUCUGCCAAACAAUUAUACACACCCACUCAGUUUCCAUCAAUGGUCCUGGAACUGAAUGCCUCUGAUGACAGAGGCAUUGGAAUUGUCCGUGGACAAAUUCUUAGCUUUGCAAGCACCCGUACAAUUUUCAACAAAGGAUUCAAGCUAAUAAUUCUUGAUGAAGCCGAUGCCAUGACUAAUGAUGCACAAAAUGCUUUGAGAAGAAUCAUUGAAAAAUUUACGGACAAUGUUCGCUUUUGCAUCAUUUGCAACUACCUGAGUAAAAUUAUACCUGCUCUUCAGUCAAGGUGUACUCGAUUUCGUUUUGGUCCUCUGGACUCUAACCAAAUCCUACCAAGACUUAUGCAUGUUGUUGAACAAGAAAAUGUUGACAUUACGGAAGAUGGUGCCAAGGCUCUCAUCACAUUGGGGCAAGGGGAUAUGCGAAAAGUAUUGAAUGUCCUGCAGAGUACUCACAUGGCAUAUGCAAAGGUUACUGAAGACAAUGUGUAUACAUGUGUUGGUCAUCCUCUCAAGAGUGAUAUAGUAAAUAUUGUCAAAUGGCUAUUGAAUGAGAACUUUACUUCGACUUACAAAAAAAUUGUUGAGUUAAAGUUGGCCAAGGGCCUUGCAUUACAUGAUAUCUUGACUGAAGUUCACCUGUAUGUUCAUCGUAUUGAGUUUCCACCAGAGAUUCUAGUCCAUUUGCUAAUAAAAAUGUCUGACAUUGAGAGGAGGCUUGUGUCAGGAACAAGUGAAGAUAUUCAAUUAAGUAGUCUUAUUGCAGCCUUUCAACCAGCAAGAGAAAUAAGUACAGAGGAUUAGUGAACUUGAGAGAAAUCAAUUGUGUUUGUUGUGGUACUUUUGGAAAAGAAAUGAUAGUAGUCAAUCUCCAAAAACCAUCUUUGUUUAUUUGAUCACACAAUGUGUAUGUACUUUUCCAUGCUAAUGGAUAUAAUAUGUGAAGAAUUGUCACCACCAAGCUAAGUUGGUAAUUGACAUUUGUGUGCAAAAUAUCUUUUCUAUGUGUUAAAAGUAAAUGAUGUUCAUUUUAGAAGA